Molecule: messenger RNA, 2053 nt
Organism: Hypanus sabinus (Atlantic stingray)
Lineage: Eukaryota; Metazoa; Chordata; Chondrichthyes; Myliobatiformes; Dasyatidae
Product: hyaluronidase-like
Exons: 4
Coding region: 117-1523 (468 amino acids)
Biological process (GO): hyaluronan catabolic process; carbohydrate metabolic process
Molecular function (GO): hyalurononglucosaminidase activity
Source: RefSeq, a predicted model, not a curated record
AAGAGGACAAAACAGUUGAAGGGUUAUCUACCACACUUAACCAGUGGUUGCAAACCCUUUCAGGAUGUGAUGUGUCAGUUAGUUUUCUCUCCUCUCUCUACUGCAAGCUCACAGACAUGCCUGUGAAUGAUCCGAUCAGAAAGAGUUCAUCUGCCAUUGAAGGAAGAACCAGAGUCAUGGUAUCCAGUCUUGCAUUACCCAUGUGCACCUUAUUUUUCCUCUUGACCUAUCCAGACAUAAUAUGGGGAGAAGCACUCAAGCCUGCAGCAGCCUCACCAAUUAUCCACAAUAAGCCAUUCAUUGUGGUCUGGAACACGCCUACUGCACAAUGUAAAACUAAGUUUAACAUUGAGUUGGAUCUGAGUGUUUUUGAUAUUGUUGAAAAUGAACAUGAGAGCUUUGUGGGGAAAAAUAUUACUAUAUUCUAUAAGUUAAAAUUGGGUCGUUACCCAUUCUACACUAAGGAAUUGAUUCCAGUGAAUGAUGGCCUUGUCCAGAUUGCCAGUCUGACUGAACACCUCAAGAAGGCUGCAGAAGACAUUAAUAAUUUACUAGAUGUGCACUUUCAUGGUCUUGCUGUGAUAGAUUGGGAAGAAUGGCGACCACUCUGGGACCGUAACUGGGGAUUUAUGGAUAUCUACAGGAAAAAAUCUGAAGAAUUGGUUAGAAGCAAAUUCCCCUAUUUACCUGAAAGGAAGGUUGUCCAGUUAGCCAUAGAAGAAUUUGAAAAUGCUGCAAAAAAAUUUAUGAGUGAAACACUAAAACUAGGACAGAAACUGAGACCAAAGGGAUUCUGGGGCUUCUAUAAAUUCCCAGAAUGCUACAAUUACUUUAAAGAGGAUGCACCAACCAAUUACACAGGCCACUGCAAUCCAAAAGAUGUUCAAAGAAAUAGCCAGCUAUCGUGGCUCUGGAAAGUAUCACGAAUCCUGUAUCCCAGCAUCUACAUCAAAAAGGAUAUGAAGUCCACAAUUAAUACUCAAAAAUUUGUUCACUAUCAAAUUAAGGAGGCCCUCCGUACUGCUGCCCUUAAUCAAGUCAGUGAAUCCCUGCCUGUUUUGGCAUAUGCCAGAUUUGUGUAUAUACAUUCACUUGACUUCCUUACUGAGGCAGACUUGAUACACACCAUUGGGGAGAGUGCUGCCAUGGGAACUUGUGGAGUGGUUCUAUGGGGGGACAUGGCCAUCUCACGCACCAGGGGGAGAUGUGAAGCACUUAAAGAUUACCUUGAUCAGGAGCUUGGAAGAUAUGUUCUCAAUACAACUUUAGCUGCUACAUUAUGCAGCAAAGUUAUGUGCAGUGGCCAUGGACGAUGUGUGCGGCAAGACCCUGAAUCCCAAAGCUAUCACCAUCUCAGUCCCAGAAGCUUUGAGAUUAUCUCUGCUCUUACAUCCUCUGGCUCUGCAUUAACAGCCCGUGGAGCCUUGAAUUUGGAAGAUGUGCAAAGCAUGAAAGAGCAGUUCAAAUGCCACUGCUAUAAGGGAUGGAUGGGAGCUCAUUGCCAAGAAACAUCAUUAAUAUAGUGAGAAAUCAGUAGUUGUUUAUCCUCCCCAUUUUUUAAUUCUUGGAAAUGGUAAUUCAUAUUUAAUACAAUCAUGUGCCUUACAUUUUUAUCUGUGUCAAUAUGUACUAAGUUUUCAAAGUCAGUGAUCGGACUUAAUGGAAACACCUCAGCACCAACUGUAAUUUGUAAACAAUUAUUGUAAUAUUAAUGCAAAAUUGCAUCAGUGAAACCACACGCCUGCUGAGUGAGCAAAUCUCUGAUCACACUUUCAUGGAACGCAAUAUAUGAUCUUUCUACAAGGUUUGCUCCUUAAUGAUUGGCAUUAAAAAUGGUUCACAAUGCAAUUUUAUUAUUAUCUGGAGGAAAGAGUAAGUACUGUAAUCACAAGACAAAAUCAGUUUGAAACUUGACAGAUAAAUAUCGUAGACACUUCAGAAUAGCUGUGUUUCUUUCAAGUUACCACUUGUAAUGGCAGAUGAGUACCUCGCUAUUGACUCAAUGUUGUCUAGAUUUCAGCAGUUGCUAAUAAAGUUGGAAGUUACAAUGGUC